Messenger RNA from Amphibalanus amphitrite, 564 nucleotides. RefSeq names its product lectin BRA-3-like. The transcript is spliced from 2 exons. Bases 1 to 564 code for a protein of 187 amino acids. Lineage: Eukaryota; Metazoa; Arthropoda; Thecostraca; Balanomorpha; Balanidae. Gene Ontology annotation, molecular function: signaling receptor activity. The record is from RefSeq and is a predicted model, not a curated record.
AUGCAGGUCGAUUAUGGCUACCCGGUGCGGGUCGCCGUGACGCUCAUCUGCCUCCAGCUGAUGGCCCCCGUCAGCAGCUCUGACUGUCCCUGGGGCUGGGUGGGGCCGUUCUUCGACAUGUGCUACCGACUGAGCAGCUAUGAGGCCACCUGGACGGAGGCCAGCUCCACCGGCUGUCGGGCGCUACACGAGUACGCCCACCUGGCCUCGGUGAGGGACCUCAACAGCGUCUUCCUGUCCAAGCAGAAGUCCAUCAUUGACACCGACUACUACUGGGUGGGCCUGCGCUCCGGGGACGACAUGUGGAACUAUGACACGGGGGACGCCCAGAUGGUGGACUUCACCAACUGGGAGGUGGUGCGUCACCAGGAGCCCAGCGGCUCCAGCGUCACCAACGACGACUGCGUCAAGGUGGUCGGUCCCGGCGCGCCGCCCGAGUUCCUGCCCGCCGGCCGCUGGCUCGACUGGGACUGCCAGGCGCGCAACGCCUUCAUCUGCUCACGGAAACGGGUGAGCGGGCGCUUCGCAAGCGAGUGGGAUUCGCAUUGCUCUAGCUGUAUGUAG